Molecule: messenger RNA, 892 nt
Organism: Mustela erminea (ermine)
Lineage: Eukaryota; Metazoa; Chordata; Mammalia; Carnivora; Mustelidae
Product: vegetative cell wall protein gp1-like
Exons: 5
Coding region: 170-871 (233 amino acids)
Source: RefSeq, a predicted model, not a curated record
CAAAAAUGGCGGCCCCCGUCGUUCACUUCUGCUUAAGAUGGCGGUGCCACGUAGGUUAAAGGGCGAGUUGAAAUGACAAAACUUCAUGGUCCUCUCUCCGACGCAACAUAGUUUGGCUGAAACCAACUCCACCAAGUGUUUGAAAAGGCCCUAAAACGUCCACUGGGGUAUGUUGUGUAAGAAGCAGAAGAGCAAAAGUGCACGGCACGUUUCCGGAAGGAUCGCCCGGCGCCUUCACUGCCCCCAUGUGGCGCAGCGCGAGCGCCGCCCUUUCCGCUUGCUGCUCGGCUUCGUUUCGAGGUUUUACCUUACACAUGAAAUGGCAGAAACAGCUGAGGAGAACAAGGAGGACUGCUUGCUAUCUCCUGAACCCAACCUGGAGCUGUGGGUUAUCAGAGCAGCUGGAGAAAGACACCUGAAAGUAGGGCUGGGAGAUUUAAGGAAAAGAGAGAGAGAGAGACAGCGGGCUCAGGAGGACUACUCCAUCUCAGGCGCCGCUGAACACCGCCACCGCCCCGCGCGCGCGCCCCCGGCGACCUCCACCCCGGUCGGUCCAGGGGCUCCGGGUCUGUCCCUGCCCUCGCGCCUCAGAAGGGGCAGGGGCCCCGGGUCUGCGCGCCCCCGCGCUCCCUCCCCGCCGCAGCUCUCGGACCCCGGUGGGGCCCCUGGCCCUGCAGUGCUUCCCGCGGCUACGGUGCUGGGUGCUUCUGCGCCGUCUCCGCAGGACGCUUCCGCGCCCCAGAAUCUUCCACCUACCUUUCCCGGGGCGCGCGUACCGCGGCUCCCCCGCGUCAGCUUACCUUCAGACUCUGCCCGCAGACCCGCGACGCCGCCCCUCCUACCGCACCCGCGUGGUUUCUCCUGCAUGUAGAGGUCCAGACACGUAUCCCUA